CUCCCCUUUGACAGGUAAAGAAACACCAGUGAAGAGGGAUUUGCCAAACAGACAGUCACUACAAGCAAGGACAAGCUAAUCAUGGGUGACAGUAGUUGCAGCAACGGGACCCACCACUCAGGGGCGGUACAGUCAGACCCACAGCUGUUUGAGGCCCAGUUUGAGGAGCUGGUGACAGAGCUCACAGAGCAGGACCUCACAGACCCUGUCCUUGCUGACGCUCUCAACAGACUCAGAGAGGUGUUGCACUACAACACUCCUGGAGGAAAAAGAAACAGAGGUCUGUCUGUGAUUGGCUCUUUGAGGGAGCUUGUCCCUCCCACAGAGCUGACCCAGGAUGCUGUGCGACGGGCCCUGCUGGUUGGCUGGUGCAUUGAGCUGCUCCAGGCAUUCUUCCUGGUAGCUGAUGACAUCAUGGAUGCUUCAGUGACUCGGAGAGGUCAGCCCUGCUGGUACAAGAGGGAGAGAGUGGGUCUGGAUGCCAUCAAUGAUGCCUUCCUCCUGGAGGGAGCCAUCUACAGACUACUGCGCAGACACUGCAGGGCACAGCUCUACUACGUACACCUAUUGGAGCUCUUCACUGAGACGUCCUUCCAGACAGAGCUGGGCCAGGCUCUGGACCUGAUGACCGCUCCUCCUGGUCAAAUAGACCUCAACCGCUUCACCAUGGAGAGAUAUAAGGCCAUAGUAAAGUACAAAACUGCCUUCUACUCCUUCUACCUCCCUGUGGCAGCAGCCAUGUACAUGGCGGGCAUUGACAGUGAAGAGGAACACAACAACGCUAAACACAUCUUACUGGAGAUGGGAGAGUUCUUCCAGAUACAGGAUGACUACCUGGAUUGCUAUGGCGACCCGGCGGUGACGGGGAAGAUUGGAACAGACAUCCAGGACAACAAGUGUGGCUGGCUGGUGGUGACUGCUUUAGGGGUCAUGACCCCGGAACAGAGGGCAGAGCUGGAGUCAUGUUAUGGUCGGCAUGACAGUGUGAGUGUGGAGAAGGUGAAAGCGCUGUACAACACCCUACAGAUGUCCACCCUGUACCACCAAUACGAAGACGACAGCUACCAGCGCUUACAGAAACUCAUCGCUCGGCACGCCCAAAACCUUCCACAUGUAGUUUUCCUCAACUUCGCCAAGAAAAUCUACAAGAGAAACAAGUGAAGACUAUGACGAGGGGACAGUUUUUUUUGGGGGGGUGGGGGUGUCACACUGUAGCUGGACUGAGGAGGGCUAGUUGGUGUGGCUGCUUCCAUUUCGGUCCCUUGCUCCUACCCCUUCAGUGAACACCAUGGGGUUAAGGGCUAGGGCAGGGCUCUCCAACCCUGUUCCUGGAGAGCUAUCAUCCUGUAGGUUUUCGCUCCAACCCUAAUCUAACACACCUGAUUCUAAUAAGAGCGGAAACCUACAGGAGGGUAGCUCUCCAGGAACAGGGUUGGAGAGCCCUGGGCUAGGGUAAGGGUCUAGGGACUUAAAUAGAACAAGGCUUUAGUUUGGACUGAGAGUGAGCCUGGUUGAGAUUAGGCCAGUUAGUCUUAAACCUGGUCUUCAAGGACCCCUAUGUGUGCACAUUUUUCCUCCACUCUGAUUUUCAAUUAUGUACAGAAUAACUGAUUACUCAAAUUGUGAAUAUCAUGUCAUCAAAAAAGUCUGUCAAUCUCUUUGUCUGUCUCUGUAUCAAUCUAGUUAUUUAUUGAUGAUGAUGUGAGUAUGACAUCAUGUCACUGUCAGGAACUGUUUGCUCUAGAAUCCCAAGGAUUUGAUAAUGACGGCAGGGAAUGACAUCAUUAUUGGUCGAUGAUCACCUCAAUCAGGAUGACAACCUGUUUUUACAGGGGUCCCUGUAGACCAUUGUUUAGUAGAGUGGUCUGGUCUCUACCAGUAGAGUGGUCUGGUCUCUACCAGUAGAGUGGUUCAGUAGAGUGCAGUCUCUACUAAUAGAAGAGUUUAUUAGUAGAGUGAAUAGACUAGAGCAGGAAGCUUCCUGAAAGGAACAAUCCUGCUGUCUCUCUCACACAGUGUUCUGUCCUAUCUUUGUAUUUCGUUUUCUCUAUCUCUCGCUGUGUAUGAUCACCUCUUUCUGUCUGUAAUUACUACUGUAAAUCUACCUGCUGCUGACAGUCAUCUUAUUGCUUUUAAUAAAGAAAUGUGACCAACAUGA
Molecule: messenger RNA, 2158 nt
Organism: Coregonus clupeaformis (lake whitefish)
Lineage: Eukaryota; Metazoa; Chordata; Actinopteri; Salmoniformes; Salmonidae
Product: farnesyl pyrophosphate synthase
Exons: 10
Coding region: 82-1161 (359 amino acids)
Biological process (GO): trans, trans-farnesyl diphosphate biosynthetic process
Cellular component (GO): cytoplasm
Molecular function (GO): (2E,6E)-farnesyl diphosphate synthase activity; dimethylallyltranstransferase activity
Source: RefSeq, a predicted model, not a curated record